AUGGCCUUGAAUGUCACCCAUCUACUGAACAAUCCUGUCAACCUAUCCGAACUUGAAACAAAUGAAACCAUUGUUCUUCCGUUGUAUAACACCAACUUAUUUCUGAGAUCAUACCCCCCUCUUGACCUCGGUCUCAUGGGAGCAGGGGAGAAUAUCUUUUUCGAAUUAAUGCCUGAAAAUUUACUAUAUAUAACUCCUAUCGGAAUCGGCACCCCGCCGCAGCGAGGAGUCUGGGUAAUUGAUACAGGGUCGGGCGUGACGUGGUCGGUUUGCGAUCCAUGCGACCACAACUGUCCAGCAUCAUCAUCAACUUUUCACAAGUCUCUGUCAUCGUCGUUCCAGAUGGUGGACUGCCACAACACUAAUGAAUGCUUUGGAGAGAACUUCGGUUGUGCUUCAGUUUACAGCCGUGCCUGUGAAUUUCGAACUGGCUAUGCUGGGGCUGAGGAAUCGCCAAUAGCGUCCAGAUUAAUCCUGAAUGCUCGGACAGACCAGAGAGGCUCCGGCACAAGAAUCCUUCCAAUCCUAACUCAAGAUAGAAGCAUGCAGUACUAUAUCCAAUUCAACGGAAUCAUAGUUGAUGACGAUUACUUGCAAGUCGAUGCUGCUGCUAAUCCGAGUGAAACGCGUUACGCCUUCAUCGAUACAGGGGCUCCAACAUCGCAUCUGCCGGCUGAGUUCUACGUGAGAUAUCGUCAUUCCUUCAAGAAGCACAUGACGUCAUUCCUUCACGAGAUCUUAUUUCUACUUCUUCUUCUACGUGAGCUACAGUACUGCGUAUUGAAUUGA
Oldenlandia corymbosa var. corymbosa is the source of this 789-nucleotide messenger RNA. The record is from the annotation of a GenBank genome assembly. Lineage: Eukaryota; Viridiplantae; Streptophyta; Magnoliopsida; Gentianales; Rubiaceae.